Molecule: messenger RNA, 1035 nt
Organism: Paramecium pentaurelia
Lineage: Eukaryota; Ciliophora; Oligohymenophorea; Peniculida; Parameciidae
Source: the annotation of a GenBank genome assembly
AUGACAGAUAGUAAUAUCAUAUGUCCUUAUUGCAAAAAUAAUGCUUACUUUGAUCCAAGGUCGUCCUCAAGCUUUUGUAAAUCAAAACUAUGCAAUGGAAUAGUUAUUGAAUAAGGAAAAAUUACUUAUGAAAAUGAGGUUAAUUUGCACGAGGCAGAUGAACCAGGAAAAAAGUAAACUAGAUUUGGAGGAUAUGAAAAUAAAAGAGAUGCUUUUAAAAAUUAGCUUUGUGAAAUGUUAGGAAAAUCAGAUCCUAAGUAGAGAAAACAAUUUUAUGAAAAAUUUGAAGCUGGAGAACAUCAAAUUUAAAAGUUAUCGAGUAUUUUUAGAAUGAAUGAGGCAUUCACUAAUGAUGUCAUCUCUAAAUACAGAUCUUUGAUGUUUGAUAAUGCUAAUGAGGUAAGAAGAUUAAAUUUAAAAAUUCUAGAUUGCCAACAAAAGCUUUUUAGCUUUAGCUGCUUUGGCCUAUAAUCUAACUAUAAAAGAAAAAAGAAGUCAACGUAAUUAUGAUGAAAGAUUAAAUAAAAUUAAACUAGAAGAUAUAGUUAAAUUUUGCUAAGUAACACCUUAGUAAAUGGAUUUAGUUUCUAAAGCUUUAAAUAUGAAAGUAAAUAAUUAUAUAUAUUUUGUUUAGAAUUCAGGUGAUCCAGGAAAAAUAGAUAUCUGUUAAAAAAUUGUAAUCAAAGUUAAAGAACACAAAUUACCAUUUAAUGAAAUUGAAAAUAUGGCAAUUUAUGACAUACCUCAUAGACUUAUGGAUAAUAGUAUUAUAAGAGGUGAAAAAACUUCAACAAUUACAUGGUAAUUAUUAUAUAUUAAAAUCAAUCAAGUGUAGUUGAAUAUAUGGUAUCAUAAUUAUCUGGCAAUCCUGAAUUGAAUAAGUUUACACUAGAUUAAUUUGCCUAAAUGAAUGAUGUAACAAAAGACACAGCUAAGAAAUUAUGGAAUACUAUCAUUGAGAAUUAAUACUGGCAAAAUCAUAUAUCUAGAUGGCCAGGUUAAAGGCCAAUAUCAGAACUUAAACAUAUUUCAUGA